Messenger RNA from Dunckerocampus dactyliophorus (ringed pipefish), 2853 nucleotides. It is a transcript of the gene znf503, whose product is annotated as zinc finger protein 503. Gene Ontology annotation, biological process: negative regulation of DNA-templated transcription. Gene Ontology annotation, cellular component: nucleus. Bases 484 to 2172 code for a protein of 562 amino acids. The record is from RefSeq and is a predicted model, not a curated record. The transcript has 2 exons. NCBI's taxonomy places the organism in Eukaryota, Metazoa, Chordata, Actinopteri, Syngnathiformes, Syngnathidae.
AGCAAAGCUCCUGCAGAGGAGUGGUUUUUCAAAAAGGAGCAAGCGUUCCCAACAAGCAAACAUUCACACGGAAGCUCCGCCCCCUGCUGGCUGCUGUGGAGGCGAGAGGCUCUUCCAAGGAGGAGGACGUCACAUCCCCUUGACCCUCCAAUCACCUCGGGGUCCCAUUUGAUUGGAAGGCGGCAAAGGCUUUAAUCUCGGGACUAAUUCAGCUCUUUUUUUUCCUCUGCGAGUGAAAACGUCUCCCAGUCGCUGGUGCGGGACUACAAGCAGGGAGGACGCGGACUGGGACGCACACGGCAGGCAGGCAGCGGAGAUACGGACCUGCGAGAGCCACCGAAGCACCACCUCCUCCUUCCUUUUCUUUUUCUUCCAACCGUCAGGAUUAUUAUCAUCGUUAUUUUUCUUUCCUUUUUGCUGCUUUUGUCUUUCCUUGAUGAAUGCGACCAAAGCCUCGCCGUCCACUUGGCUGAGCAUUGGGACAUGAGCACAUCGCCCUCGGCGUCUGUCCUGACAAAUCUCGCCGAAAUCCGAGCCAGUCUUCGGGGAAGCAGCCAGCCAGCGUCUCUCCUCCUCCAGCAGCACCAGCCGGCACCGCCGUCAGACCCGCUCCGGCAAGCCAACAGACUCCCGGUGAAGGUUUUGAAAAUGCUGACGGCACGUUCCGGACACAUUUUGCACCCGGAGUACCUGCAGCCUUUACCCUCCACCCCCGUCAGCCCCAUCGAGCUCGAUGCCAAGAAAAGUCCGCUGGCCCUCCUGGCGCAGACCUGCUCCCAGAUCGGCAAGCCGGACCCACCGCCCUCCUCCAAGCUGUCCUCCGUCACCUCCAAUGGAUCUAGCGACAAGGAUUCUAAAUCCGGCCCUUUGAAACUGAGCGACAUCGGCGUGGAUGACAAAUCCAGCUUCAAGCCUUACUCCAAGCCGUCAGACAAGAAGGACUCCUCGGGUGUCUCAGGCGGAGCGGACAAGUCUGGUUUCCGAGUGCCGAGCGCCACCUGCCAGCCGUUCACGCCGCGUACAGGCAGCCCCAACUCCAGCACGUCAGCCUCCCCCAUGCCGCAGGAGGGCAAAUGCGGGGAGAGAGACGAGAGCAAGAAGGAGUCGGACUGCGGGAAAAGUGGCCCCGCGGACGGCUCGGCCACGUCCAGUCACAGCCGGAUAAGUGUGAGUUGCGGUGGGAUUAACGUGGAGGUGAACCAGCACCAGGAGACCACGCACGGCGCUAAGACCUCCGCGUCUUCCUCCUCAUCGGAGUCCCCCUCGGUGACGUCCGUGUCCUCGGCGUCGGUGCUCGGCUCGGGGCUCGUCGCGCCGGUGUCCCCGUACAAACCCGGUCAGACCGUCUUCCCUCUGCCCCCCGCGGGUAUGACGUACCCGGGCGGCUUGGCAGGGGCCUACGCGGGCUACCCGCAGCACUUCAUGCCACACGGAGGCAGCCUGGUCAACGCGCAGCUGGCCAGCUCGCUCGGGUGCAGCAAGGCCGGCUCCAGCCCUCUGGCCGGGGCUUCGCCACCCUCCAUCAUGUCGGCCAGCCUGUGCAGAGACCCUUACUGCCUCAGCUACCACUGUGCCAGCCACUUGGCGGGCGCGGCCGGCGCGUCUUGUACGCACGACUCGGCUGCUGCAGCGGCGGCGAGUGCGCUCAAGUCCAGCUACCCCCUCAUGUACCCGACGCACCCCAUCCACGGAGUCCACACCUCGGCUCCCUCCUUCAGCGGACACCCCCUUUAUCCAUAUGGCUUUAUGCUCCCCAAUGACCCCCUCCCUCAUGUUUGCAACUGGGUCUCUGCGAACGGACCGUGUGACAAGCGUUUCUCCUCCUCGGAGGAGCUCCUGAACCACCUGAGGACACACACUGCUUUCACCGGGGCAGAGAAGCUCAUUUCCGGCUACCCGGGCUCCUCCUCGCUGGCCAGCGCGGCUGCCGCGGCCAUGGCCUGCCACAUGCACAUGCCCCCCUCCGGGGCCCCGGGCAGCCCCGGGACUCUGGCUCUGAGGAGCCCGCACCACGCACUGGGACUCAGCAGCCGCUACCACCCGUACUCCAAAAGCCCCCUGCCGACCCCCGGAGCCCCCGUCCCGGUGCCUGCAGCUACUGGCCCUUACUACUCCCCCUAUGCACUGUACGGCCAGAGACUCACCACAGCGUCCGCGCUUGGAUACCAGUGAAAGACACAAACGAGACUUUGCAAAGUUUAUAAGAAUACAAAGAAUGCAAAUAUAAAGACUUUUAUAUGAACGCAUAUGGGCGGGAUCCGUGGACUUUGAAACUGUAUUUAUUUAUAUGUCUGCUUAAAAGCAGGCGGCAAAAAUGGAACAUAUUUCAGCGACUCAAAAAGUGCAUUAUGUCCAAACAGAACUCAAAUAGCUUCAAGUGGACGAGGGGAGGGUUUCUUGUUUUUAUAAAGACGGAAAACAAGCCCAACACACACACACGCACACACACACACACACACACACACACACACACUAGAGUACUAAUUCAAACUAGGGUUCCUUAUUUCGAUGUUGAUUUGAAAUUGCUAUGAUUGUAUUUGUUCUUUAUUUAAGAAAAAAAAUGUCUCAUUGAGAAGAAAAUAAUUUACGUGCAUGUUUUUUUGUUUUGUUUUCUUUAAAAAAAAAUCAGAAAUUGUCCACAUUUGAAUUAUUUUUCAGGUGUAUACCAUGGGGAGAGAAUUGGUAUUUUUUUGUAUGUAUCCUGGAAAAAAAAAAAGAAACAGUUCUGUUCCAUAUCUCCGUGUGCCUCAUUGAAUUUAUUCACUGCCAUAUAUACCCUCCACCCAAAAAAAGUGUUUUACUUUUUUAUAUAUUUUUUUCCAGUGACAUUUAGAAGGAUACGAAAGAUGAGUG